Messenger RNA from Branchiostoma belcheri (Belcher's lancelet), 2543 nucleotides. RefSeq names its product RING finger protein 215-like. The record is from RefSeq and is a predicted model, not a curated record. NCBI's taxonomy places the organism in Eukaryota, Metazoa, Chordata, Leptocardii, Amphioxiformes, Branchiostomatidae. Gene Ontology annotation, molecular function: ubiquitin protein ligase activity. The transcript has 10 exons. Gene Ontology annotation, biological process: ubiquitin-dependent protein catabolic process. The coding region runs from base 6 to 1139 and encodes 377 amino acids.
CAAUCAUGGCCGACCUCGGCUGGAUUUUGAUCCAGUUCUGCAUCAUUUUCUUCAGAUUUCCAAGAUCGAAGACAGUCAGGCCGGUGAUUUUUGUGGUGAUCGCUUUGACACUACCGAAUGCAGCUCUGGGCAGCAGGGCGGCGUAUGUCGAGGUCUCUUCGAGCGGCAAUUCGGCGGGAAAAGAUGGGGACACCGCAGAUCCAGUCCAGGUCAAGGGGGAAUUCGCCGGCAUCGGAGCUGUCAAAAACGCGGAGGGAGACUUACACCUGGUUCCUCCCUGUGAUGAUGGAGAAGAGGAUGACCUGAUGAUGACCUGGGGGCGUGGCUGGAUAGGAACUCUCCAUGUGGAGGAGAACCUGACUGAUCAGUGUGGGGGAGGGGCUACAUUAGUCGACAGGGUGAAGAAAGCCAUGUUGCUGGGUGCCUCCGCAAUCCUUAUCCUGGCUUUCAACCCGCAACUAGUGAAAGAGCUGGACAUUUCCCAGUUGUUCACCCAUCCUGUAGUCAUACUUAAAGGUGCAGAAAACAUCACCAAAGUACUGACUGCUCUUACAGGUGGAGGAAGCAAAGUCAGAGCAAAGGUGGUCCAUGAGAAAGCCUUCCAUGAAGCCAUGGGUUGGACAGCAGUAGACAGCUGGGAUAGCUGUACCCUGGUGUUCCCUAAGGACUGGCAGGACAGGGACUGGUGGGACACAGCGCCUGAUGUGGUCUGUAAGGAAGGAACCAAGAGACUUUGGCAGACGUACUUCACGCAGGCGUGGAAUAUGGUUCUAAUCUUUGUGACGACGCUGAGCGUACUGCUGAUGUUACAGGUCCGCUGGCGGACACAGGACGACUCCUACACCACGGAACAGGUGGAGACAGCCCUGCAGAGACUGGCCUCCGAUGCCCUGUCCAGAAUGCGGGUAAAAAGAUACAAACACUUUCACAGAAGGAGACAUGACGGAGAGAAGGAGAAAGAUGCUUGUGCUGUCUGUCUGGACCACUUUUACCCAGGACAGGCUGUGAGAGUUCUACCCUGUUUCCAUGAGUUCCAUCGGAAGUGUGUAGAUUCCUGGCUCAUUAAAAAGCGGACCUGUCCUUUGUGUACCUUUAAUAUAUUAGAUAAGCAAGAAGGCUCCUGCCUACUGGACAACUGAUACCAUUUCAUCUCAGGAAUUUCAACGAUGUUUCUUUAUUUUUUCAAUUCGAUACCGUCCAGUACGGAUAGUCCUAAUGUGGCACAUUGCCAGUUUUUAUGAAGAAGGAUCUUUAAACUGCUAUUGCCCAUGUCUAGUGCUGUGUACCUAAACCCACAUUUUUAUUUAGGUUCAGGUCCGGAUUCAAGUCCAGAGGUUUAGGUUCAGUUCCAGAUUCGUAAGUCCUGACCUAAACCCAUGACAUUAAACUGGAAGUCCGGAAUUAAACUGGAGGCUGUUUGAAAAUGAUGACAUUUAGAUGUGAUUCUGAACUUGUGAGCAGGUCCCUUCCUUUUCAUCUGGGGAACACAGUCAAAUUUAUUACCUCAUUUUCAUCCAUAAAUUGAAAGUUUUGCCAAAAAUUUACAAUGUUAUUUAACAUUGUAUAGAUCUAAAGUAACAAGUUAAGAAAUGUAUUUAUUGUGGUACUAAUUUUAUCACUGGCAAUAAUAUACAUAUUAUUAUGUAGAUAUGUAUUCCAGAUUUUUAAAGUAUAUCCCUGCCAUGUAGCGUUGCAAACAGUAACAUAAAAGCAUGUUUGAUCAUGGCAAUGAGGAAAGUAGUAUUUAGACUUGUGCUAGUACAAAAGUGUACCUAUAUGUCAUCUUUGCAGUUGCUGCAAUGUAGAUGAUUAAAAACUUCAAGUUUUUGUGAAGAUAUUUCUUUUUUGUUAUAAAAUUACAUCUAAUUCUGUGAACUAGCGAUACUAAAUAGAAGAAAAUGCUUCUUUAUAUACCAGCAUCAUUGACUUGUCUUGUUCAUGAUUUUACACUUUAUAACGGUCAAAUUUACACAAAUACGUGGCUCAAAUAACCAGGUCUCUACGAUUUCAUACUAAAGGGCUCCACUCGUGAGGCGUUGCCAAAAAUGGAAGUUAAACUGUUUAUGUGACAACCUAGUAACGAAAACAAAUUCCAGAGGUCGUUCACCCUGUCUUGUCUCAUGGGUCUGGUCUGAUGGAAUCUGUGACCGUACCCUAUCACCGUACGGGGUCAAUGACCGGUAGUGCGUCGUUUCUAGGUCAAGAACACACUAGUUGAGGUCGUUGACCUGCCCCCUAGUGGGUUGGUAUUAUUAUGACACUUGAUGUUGCGGUGAAAGUGCCGUUGAAGGCCAGCUGUAAUAUUAAACCUGGUGUUAUUCCAGUUUACAUACAUCGCACAACAAACGAUUCCAGAACAUUCUUAGCACUGCUGCGUAUCUGUCGUAUACUGUCUUGUGAUCGGUGUAAAAUGUUGCCCCAUAGCCUAAGAAAAAAACAGAUAACGUAUACAUUGUACGUCCACGGCGGUCUGUUCCUACGGUAGUCUUUUCCAUUGCUAGGGGCGUUCGAAAAAGUGUCGGGUUACAAGACGCUAUUUUGGC